GUAUUUAAACAAUCAAAAAUUGAAGUUUUUGCGAACCGAAACGAAAAUGUUGCUUCGGUGUUGAGAUAUGCCAAAUGGGAUUACCGAAUCGGCGACAAUUUGUGUAUGUGGAGUGCAUUUUCUGGGAGUCGUGUCGCAAUGCGCUCAAUUGUUAUUACGUGACCUCGGAAACGCCGCAAAAAAUAGUUUGCUCAAAAACAGAAAGCAGACACAAAAAAUAGCGAAUAUCGCGCAGCAUUGACUUUCAACUUCAAAGGCAAAGCGCCCACGAUCAAUCACAAAAUCCAGUGCGACGGGCGGGCUUUUACGCAGUGAAGGAAAUUGUGCUAAAAUUCUUUUGGCUUGGCCACCCACCGACUGCGAGUUGCCGCUUAAACACAAAUACCAUUGCAAGUGAGCAGAACGAAUGAGGGCAUCCAUUGAGAUGCGAAUGUGAAAUAUCAGCUAAACGUAAUUAGAAAGACCAAAAUUAACGAAGCAGAAUGUCUGGCGGACGCGACAGCAGCACUAGUGGCACCAGCAGUGGCAGUAGCAGCAACUCCACCACCACAGCAGCAGCGGCAGCAACCACAUCGCCUGCAUCCACCCAAAGACAACGUGGUCGUCCGGCCAAGAGGGCCACCUGCACCUGGUGUGGCGAGGGGAAGCUGCCCCUGCAGUAUGUGCUGCCCACCCAGACGGGGAAGAAGGAGUUCUGCUCGGAGACGUGCAUUGCCGAGUUCCGCAAGGCGUACAGCAAGGGCGCGUGCACCCAGUGCGACAAUGUGAUCAGGGAUGGAGCACCCAACAAGGAAUUCUGCUCGAUUAUGUGCAUGAACAAACACCAGAAGAAGAACUGCUCCACCAGGCAUGGAGGUGGUGGAGGGUCAGGCGGGGGAAAGGGUCUACCCGAAAGCGAGCGCAAAUUGCUGAGCAGUGGAGCGCCCGCCCCAGCAGGUCCCUUCCAAUACGAGAGCUUUCAUGUCUUCGACUGGGAUGCCUACCUGGAGGAAACUGGCAGCGAAGCCGCCCCUGCGGAAUGCUUUAAACAGGCCCAAAAUCCUCCCAUCAAUGACUUCAAGAUUGGGAUGAAGCUGGAAGCGCUGGAUCCACGCAAUGUCACCUCCACCUGCAUUGCCACAGUCGUGGGGGUGCUGGGAUCCAGACUUCGGCUGCGUCUCGACGGAAGCGACUCGCAGAAUGACUUCUGGCGCCUGGUGGACUCCACGGAGAUCCAUGCGAUCGGUCACUGCGAGAAGAACAAUGGCAUGUUGCAGCCGCCGCUGGGAUUCAGAAUGAAUGCCUCUAGCUGGCCCGGUUACUUGUGCAAAAUCCUCAUCAACGCUAUGGUAGCGCCCGAGGAUAUCUUCCAGCCAGAGCCGCCGUCGCCGGAGGAGAAUCUCUUCAAAGUUGGCCAGAAACUGGAGGCAGUGGAUAAGAAAAAUCCUCAGUUGAUUUGCUGCGCCACUGUGGAUGCGAUCAAGGAUGACCAAAUACACGUGACGUUCGACGGCUGGCGUGGGGCCUUCGACUAUUGGUGCAACUACCGGUCCAGAGACAUCUUUCCCGCCGGAUGGUGUGCCCGCAGCUGUCAUCCCAUGCAGCCGCCGGGCCACAAGUCCCGCAUGGACUCCAGCUCGGGCAAGCAGCGUUGCCCGCGCCCCCGCUACACUGUUGUCACCGAGUCGGAGGCCAUGGUCCCCGCCUCUCCGGCCACCGCCCACUUCCAUCCGAACUGCAAGGGCGGUCCGUUCAUCAACAACUCGAAGCUGCCGUGCAUGGUGACGGGACCGACGUACCAAACGCUGGCCAAGCUGUGUCUGCAGGAAGUCCUCGCUGCAAGCACGGACACACAGCAGCUGUCCAAGCUGCUGUUCGCCUUGGAAGGAGACGUGCACAUUGUGACUGCAGCAGGCAAGAAUUUCACAGUCAAAAUCCCAUCGCCAAUGCGCAUGAAGGACGAGGAGAGUCUGGCCCAGUUCAUCGAGACGCUGUGCACCACAUGCCGGGCAUGUGCCAAUCUCAUCUCGCUCGUCCACGAGACCGAAGAAUGCAAGAAGUGCGCCCAAAGCAGAAAGCGUCAGCUGACGCAGGCGUCUACGCCUCCCUCAUCGCCCGUGCUGUCCGAUAAGCGGCAUCGGACGUCCUCCGACAAGAUGGUGAUCAAGCAGGAGACGGGCGCCAAAUCACCGUCGGACGUGAAGACCAAACCCCUGCCGAACAACGGGAAAGAGCAUACGAAUCAUCAGAGUAAUCAAAACAGCCACGGGUCAAACAACGGGAGUGACCCUGGGAGCAAACCCAAUGCGAAGGUGGUCGUCAAAACAGAACCCAACGGCGUGACCGGCGGAGGGACAUCCACCACCACGCAGGCCUUGCGCAAAGUACGCUUCCAGCAUCACACAAACAACAACAACAACAAUAGUAUAACCAACAACGGAAACACAGAGACAAACCAAACGACGCCGCCGGUGAGCAAUUCUUCGUCGUCGUCCUCGUCGUCGACCACAAGUUUGGCGGCGGGUGGGACAGCUAAUGCGAGUUCUAUUGGAAAAUACCUGGCCCCACUGGUUGCCGAAGUGCAUCCGGAACAGAUCAACGCGAAGGUCUCGAACAGCUAUUACAAAUCGCCGACAACACUCUCCUCCAGCGCCUCAUUGCCAACGUCCGUGUCGACUCCGUUCACUGGCUGCCAGUCGGCAUCAUCCACUGCACUGGCUGCAGGGGGAGUGACGGCGCCCAAGGCCGCCACAGCGCCGGCAGGGGGAGCUGCAGCCUCCACCAGUUACACAGCAAUUACCUCGCCCCUCAGCACACCCACGUCCGCAUCUGCGUCGCACCUGCGCUCACAGCCCAUCGACUGGUCCAUCGAGGAAGUCAUCCAGUACAUCGAGAGCAACGAUCACUCGCUCUCAGUCCACGGCGAUCUCUUUAGAAAGCAUGAAAUCGACGGGAAGGCACUAUUGUUGCUAAACUCAGAAAUGAUGAUGAAGUACAUGGGCCUGAAGCUGGGACCAGCCUUAAAAAUCUGCAAUUUAGUCAAUAAGGUAAACGGUCGUCGAAAUAACCUGGCCCUAUAAACGAUUAAAUAUACUACGAAACACGGAAGCAGCCUCCAAAAUCCAUUAACUAAUAGCAUUUCUGAUCGAGAAACAACUACAGGAAAACACUGUCGACAAAUUAUGUUGGUACCGCCCAUCCCAUGAUUCUAGAAUUUAUUUUGGGAAAAUAUUUGGUACGCAAAAGCCCCUCCUUGAAAUUCUUUAAACAUAAUAUGGUUUUGUUUUGCGUUUAAAACAUUUUUACAAUCAUAUACAGUGGUGAAACAGUUUUCAAAAUAUUUACAUUGACGCCGUGAUUUUAGCAUAUUGUACAUUAUACAUACAAUUUUUAUAAACUAAUCGAAUUCUAACCAUUUUUACUCCUUGCAAUGCAACAAACUUUUCAAAAGUUAUGUUCUAUAAUUAUUCAAUGCAAUCGAAACGUAUUUAUUUUUGGCGGAAUAUUGAAAACUGUAAUCCCUGCUACUCAAAAAUGCUUUGCACAUACAUAAACAAUAUUUAUUAAACACAAACACGCACACACAAGGCAUCCCACAUUUACGGAAUCUAAUAACAGCAAGAAAACUACGAUUAGAACUAGAUUUUAAGAGAAACAAAAACACAAACACAUACACACAAGUUUGGAAUGAUUGUAAAUAUUUUACAUACAUAAAUAAUUUUAUAUUGCGGUAUUUAGUUUAGUUGCUGUUGCUAAUUGUAGCGACAUUUGAAUUAUUAUUUAGGUGUUGAACAAACGAAUUCUGCGAAGGAUUCGUCUGUUGACUGAACAAACAAUGAAAUAUAAAUAUUUUAGUUAAAAAAAAACAAGAAAUACCAAUUAAGGCCCUUCCUUUAAACUCUUUUGUUUGGAAAAUAGUGCAUACACAUACCCACUACCACUACAACCCACUAAUGAUAUGAUGUUAAGUGUGGCGAUAUGUGUCUCAUUACGUUUAGAUUCAACCACUUACACAUUCGAAAUUAAAGAGAUACGAAAUCCUGUAUAUAUGCGCGAGUACAUAUGAGCUCCCAAGAUUUGUUACACUUUUAGUUGUAUUUAAUAUUAGUCUUCUGAAAAAUUGUACAUUGUAUGUAUCAUCAAGUACACACAGAACUCAGCUUAAUGAAAUCGAACAGCACUACUAUCGAGAACCGAAAACGUAUCUUAUCAGAAAGCCAAUGAAACCCAAAUAGAUUCUUCUAUUGAUUUGAA
Molecule: messenger RNA, 4233 nt
Organism: Drosophila persimilis
Lineage: Eukaryota; Metazoa; Arthropoda; Insecta; Diptera; Drosophilidae
Gene: Scm
Product: polycomb protein Scm
Exons: 4
Coding region: 483-3059 (858 amino acids)
Biological process (GO): regulation of DNA-templated transcription
Cellular component (GO): nucleus
Molecular function (GO): zinc ion binding; protein binding
Source: RefSeq, a predicted model, not a curated record